Molecule: messenger RNA, 5546 nt
Organism: Podarcis lilfordi (Lilford's wall lizard)
Lineage: Eukaryota; Metazoa; Chordata; Lepidosauria; Squamata; Lacertidae
Source: the annotation of a GenBank genome assembly
CAUCGGUCUUCUAUGCUUUCUUGGAGGACUCAUUUACAGAGAGAUUCAUGGACCUUGAGGAGUGACUUUAGAUGAAGAAAGCUCUUCAGAGGCUGGAUGAUCUUCGUGACAUUUGAACAGUUCAAUGGAGACCUUGAGAGUGGAGGUGAACAUGUCUGUGGAUGAAGGGGCAGCAAAGGCCCCAGGACUGCAGAAGGGAGAGCAAAACACUCCUACCAUCAAAUUGUGGACAGAUCUGGGGGAAACAAAAGCCCCACAGCUUGUAUGCAUCAAGGGGAUUGGAGAAUCACAAGCUACGGUCUAUCCACAGCAGGUGAAACAUGAACCAGAAGAGGAGCUUCAGGAACGCUGGGAAGCCCAGUGGCAGGAGUUCCUUAAGACGUUGCAGGCCCCUCACUCAGGAUGGGGGAAUCAUCAGGUAUCAGAGGGGCCCUCCCCAUGGGAGGAUGCUAAGGCCUUCCUGGCCUCCUUUGAGCAAGUAGCCUCAGCCUGCCGGUGGCCUCUGGACAAGUGGGUGACCCUGCUCUUGCCGGCCCUCAGCGGAGAGGCCCAGCAGGCCUUCAGCAGCCUCAGUGCCCAGGACAGGGGAGACUACGGGAAGGUGAAGGCGGCCAUCUUGCAAGGAGAGUCCACUUUGAGGGAGAAGCAGCGCCAGCACUUCAGGCAGUUCUGCUACCAGGAAGUGGAGGGGCCCAGAGGCGUUUACGGCCGGCUGAGGGAACUUUGCCGCCAGUGGCUGAGAGCGGAGAGACACACCAAGGAGGAGAUCUUGGAGCUGCUGAUCCUGGAGCAGUUCCUGACCAUCCUGCCCCAGGAUAUGGAGAGCUGGGUGAGGGAAAAGGGCCCAGAGUCCUGCACCCAGGCGGUGGUUCUGGCAGAGAAUUUCCUGCUACAGCAGAACACGGUGAAACAGGAAGGAGAGGUGAGGGGAGUUCGAUGAGGGUCAUACUGCUGGUCCUGGAAUGUGGAUUCAGGAGAGAGCUGAUGCUUUAGCAUUUGUAUUUUUUGACAGUCAACAAUUCUGUGGUUCCCUGUUGUCUGAAGUGUGUCACUGUCCCAGAAAAGACACCCAUCCUCUCUGAUUUUAAUGGCUUAGCAAGAGAGGGCAGGAGAUAGAUUAUUGUGACAAGAGAUAAGAGCAGCACUAGCUUCUUCUGCUUUGUGCCACAGUGUCCCACCUAGGAGAGGAAUGCAUCCCAGGCCAGCCCACCUGGCUGUGCCCCUGCAGGGGUGUCCAUGUCUCCUGCCUGGGGUCCAGAAAUCUAGAGCUGAGGAGGAGAUGGGAAGUACUAGCAUGUCUGGGAGCAUCUUCUGUCCUGAAUGGUUUUUCUGAUUGCUGUUUCAGGGGCUGUGGCCCUUGGGUGUGGAACUGGCUGUGAAUCACUCCGAGGCAGGCUUGGCUCCACCACCAGAGGCCUGGGAAAGGCAGUCAUUCAAGGAGCUCAAGCAGGAGCAAGAUGAAGAGGCAAGCUUGUUUGGUAAGGAUUCAUUGUAAUCUAAUUGCUGAAUGUUAACACGCUGGGGGUGAAGACUCAUUCCUAUUUCUGUAGCAGAGUCCCUGUCUCCAGCAUUCUAGAGCUACCUGAUGAGCAUAAAAGGGGAGCUUUUUAACGACUGACCAGAAUUUGAUGGCUUUGUUGAUCUGGGCCAUGACUCAGUGGCAGAAUUUCUGCUGUACAUCAGAAGUUCUCAGGUUCAGUUCCCAGCAUUGCUACAUACCACAAGCUAGCUAUGCAAGUGUUUGGAUUUUGUUCAGAUUAAGGUCUUUUCUGAAAUAAAAAUUGAUUCAAUUUAGACUAUACAGUCAUACCUUGGGUUACAGACGCUUCAGGUUGCACGUUUUCAGGUUGCACACCGCGCCGAACCCGGAAGUACUGGAACAGGUUACUUCUGGGUUUUGGCGCUCACACAUGCGCAGAAGUGCUAAAUUGCUCUUUGCGCAUGCGCAGAAGCGCUGAAUCGCAACCUGCGCAUGCACAGAUGCGGCGCUGUGGGUUGCGAACACUGCGGGUUGCGAACGUGUCUCCCACAUGGAUUACAUUCGCAACCCGAGCGUCCACUGUAGAACCCUUUGUAAUAAUAGUCCAUACAUCCUUCCCUUCUUAGUAUGUUUUGUUAUUGACUCAGUAAAUCACACACUUCUUUACUGGCAAUUGUGAUUUUUAAAUCAAUUUUUAUUCCAUUUAUUCCCCUGUAACCUGUUGUUGUGAUUAUUACUUCGAUUUAUAUACUCCCCAUUAUCAAAAGAUCAUUUUUUUUAAAAGUAAUAUUUAUUAGGAGUUUAAAAGUUAAAAAAAAAAGAGUUAAACAAAGCAAAACAAUACAAUACAAUACCUAAAAAACAAAAAAACACUGCUUAUCUUAACAAAACAAAAACAAGAACAAAAACAAAAUCAAUUAAAAACACAUCCAAUAUUUCCAUAUCUUGUCUUUCAUUUACUUGUUUCAACGACCUCCUCACACCUCCCUUUUUUGUAUUCUAGUUCAGUUAGCUAUUUCAGCAAAUCCUUUCCAUCUUUCUCAGUUUUUGUCCUAUAAUUUAUCUUAACACAAUCUAACCUUAUUUUCCCCCUUUAGCCCAUUAACAGUCUAUUUUUACUUAAUUCUUUAUAACAUUUCUGCUAAAGCCAUAUAACUUCAUUCCAGCAUCCUUCUAACAUUCAUUAAUUUUACAGUGUUUCUGUAAAUAGUCUUUAAAUUUUUUCCAAUCUUCUUCCUUUUUUUUAUAUAUAUAAAUUUUUAUUGGUUUUACAAAAUUUUUAAAACAAUACAAACAUAUAAAAAGACAUACAAACACGUAUAGUUUCAUGACCUUUUUUUCAUAAACCUUCUUUCUCGGACUCCCCCAUACCUCCCCUUUCUGCAUCCCAAUGUCCAAAAUUUUCCAGCAACUUCUAAAUAGUUCUGUCAAACAUAUGUCUUCUUGAUCUUUCCUUCAGUCUAAUCUUAUAUCGCUGUAACCCUUUCUUUCUCAAAACCUCGACAUUCUAACAUUCAUCAAGUUUAUAAUAGUCCUUAAGAUAGAUUUUAAAUUUCUUCCAUUCUUCUUCCGCCGUCUCCUUCCCCUGGUCGCAGAUUCUGCCAGUCAUCUCAGCCAGUGUCAUAUAGUCCAUCACUUUCAUCUGCCAUUCUUCCAGAGUGGGUAAGUCUUGUUUUUCCAAUCUUCUUCCACCGACUCUUCUCCCUGGUCUCGGAUUCUGCCAGUCAUUUCCGCCAGUUCCAUGCAGUCCAUCAGCUUCAUCUGCCAUUCUUCCUGGGUGGGUCCAUUAUCAAAAGAUCCUAGGACGGUGUACAACAUUAAGAACACAUUUUACAGAACAUCAAUAAUAAAAGCAUUAUUAAAACUCAAUAAAAAGCAUAACAACAGACAGUAUAAUACUAAAAGAAACAUAAUAGCAGGCCCCCCUCUCCCUGGUUUAACAGGCCGCAGAUUAUUUAAAGGCCAGAUGCCUGGGUAAAGAUGAAUGGUUUUUCCUGGUGCCUAAAGACAAAUAAUGUUGUUGCCAGGUGAGCCUUUCUGGAGAGAGCAUUCCACAGUCAGGGAGUCAUUAUUAAAAUGCAAUAAACAAUUACUUAUACAAGACAUGUGGCUCUGUUUAUUCCUGCAGGUGACGGGCAGGUGUAUGAGAACCAACUUGAUAAUCUUCAGCAGGGUGAUUCUGAGGAACCAGCAGAUGCAUCACUGCAAGGAGAUGACAUCUUCCGUUAUUGCAAAGAGGGAAAAAGCCUUGGGAGUCAGGAGGGACUGGAGAGCAAGUGGAGAACCAAACCUGAGAAGUGCUCAGAUGAAGCCGUUCCUGUCCAUGAAGGUAACUUAGAUCAGGAGGAAACCGGAGCCCACCCCAAAAUCCACCGCUGUCAUUGUGGAAAAAGUUUCCGUUGGAGCUCAAAUUUCAGGGUCCACGAGAGAAUCCACACUGGAGAGAAGCCGUAUAAAUGUGCCGAAUGUGGGAUGAGUUUCCGUAAAUCUGCACAGCUCAAGGCCCACGAGGGAAUCCACACUGGGGAGGUGCCCUUCCGGUGUUCCAUGUGCCAGAAGAGUUUUACAAGUGGCUCAAACCUCGUUGCCCACGAGAGGAUUCACACUGGAGAGAAACCGUACAGGUGUACGCACUGCGGGAAAAGUUUCCGCCAGAAAGGCACCCUCACGACACACGAGAAAAUCCACAUCGGAGAGAAACCUUUCAAAUGCUCGAUCUGCGGGAAGAAUUUCCGUCAGAAGGGCACGUUGACGACGCACGAAAAGAUCCACCUGGGACAGAAGCCAUAUAAGUGCUCCGAGUGCGGGAAGAACUUCCGGACCUCUGCGGACCUGAGGGUCCAUGAAAGGAUUCACACUGGAGUGAAACCAUAUCAGUGUGCCGUGUGCCAAAAAAGUUUCACCGACGGCUCAAACCUCAUUACCCACGAGCGAAUCCACACAGGAGUGAAACCAUAUCGGUGUGGGCGCUGUGGGAAGAGCUUCUGCCAGAAGUCAGGCCUUAUGACACACGAACGAGUUCACACCGGGGUCCUCCCUUACAAGCGCCCGGCUUGUCGGAAGGGUUUGGCCGGUGGCGCAAGUGGAAGUUCGUGUCAGGAAACGAAUCCCGGAGACAAAUUGCAUAUGAGUGCUGAUUGUGGGGAGGGCUUCAGUGACAUAGGGCAUGUGAGAAGAGAAGAGCCAAACAUCAGAGAACAGCCGUAUGGGCUAUUGGAAAAGAGUUCGGAUGGAGCAUCGUCCUUCUGACACUAGAGAGAAUCCAGAACGCAGGGAAGCCAUUUGUGUCGAGACCGUGGUGGGGAGCCUUUGGCCCUGCAGAUACUGCUGAACUACAAAUCCCAUCAUCCAUGCCAACUGGGUGUGGCGUUGGAGUCCUGCAACAUCCAAAGGACCACAGGUUCCUCACUACUAUGUUAAGGCUUUGUUAAAGGGUUAGGACAGCCUUCCCAACCCAGCACUCUGUAGAUUAAACUCCAUUCAGCCCCAGCAACCAUGGGCAAGAGUUGGGGAUGAUGGGAGUUGUGACCCAAGAACUUCCAGAGGGCACCAGGCUGUGGAAGCCUGGCCAGUAAGGCAGGGUUGGGAAACUUGUGGCCUUUUAGAUGGUGUUAGACUACAGACUUCCCUCUGCCCCAGCCAAUAGAGGUGGCCUGGAGAGCCCACAGGUUAACGCCUUCCUGCCACAAGUAUUUGGAGCUUGGCUAUGAGAUAAGUUGCAUCAGUGCUCUGACUUUGGAAGAAGCUCCCAAUGGACAGCUGAUGCUGAGGAAGCCUGAAGAUGAGUAUCUGAUCUUCAUAAAACUCACAGUAAAUCCCCAAAGAUUGGAGCCCUUAAACCCACACAGAGUGGGUCUGCUUUAGUCAGACUACAGAAUUUUCUGAAUGUUUACACAAGAGAGGAACUUUUAUAUUAAAAAAAGUGACUAAAGUUCAGUGAGAAGCUUGCAUGCUAGUGAUAGGACAAUGUACUUUUGGUAGGACUGGGAAGAAGUGUUGACUGUGACUAACAUUUUCAAGUUUCCAAUUCAUGUAUUAUUGUCUCAAUAGGGAAUUGUGUGCAAUU